Camellia sinensis is the source of this 1217-nucleotide messenger RNA. Lineage: Eukaryota; Viridiplantae; Streptophyta; Magnoliopsida; Ericales; Theaceae. The record is from RefSeq and is a predicted model, not a curated record.
AGAGAAUGGAGGAUUCAGGAGCGAUUCUCUGUCAGAUCUCUUCUCUCAAGGAUAUGCUCGAUCAGGUGAAUGAAGAAAUCGAAGCGGGAAUUCAGAUCACCAGAGAGAUAGAGUCGGAAAUCGUGAAGUGUUCCGAAGUUGAGAGCGCUUUGGCAGUGAGAGAAUCGGAGCUGAUGAAGAUGGUCUAUAUGUUGGACUUUGAGAUCAGUGGAUUGAUUGCAGUGACUGCUGAUUCAAGAACCUCAGUAAAACUCUUGGAGGAGGAGUUAUGUUGUCUAAGGAUGAAGCAUGAUGAGAUCCUUCAAAGAAUUAACAACAUGCGGGAAGGGUUCACUACAUCAUGCCUAGAUUUCCAGAGGAAUAUUGAAAAGGGACAAAAUGAUGUACUGGGGGAUUUAUUAUCAGAAAAACAGCUUCUUGAAAAUGAAUUUCAUCUUUUGAAUAAGAAAAAUAAUGCUUUGCAGAACUCAAUGUCGGCAUUUGUGGAGGAGAUUCUUGAAGAUCUUCAUGGUUCCAAUUAUGGUUUGCAUUUUGAGUUAGAGAACGGGAAGAUUGAGAAUGAGAAAUUGCUCAAGGAUAUCAAUGAGUUGAAGACCACACUGCUUUCAUGUCUUUCAAUUUGACAAUGAACAAUGGGCAACAACUAGAGGACCUAUGCACAACUAGAGGUGAUGAAUUCAACAAAUAAAAAGAGAAUGUGGUCAUGACAAGCAAGCAAUUGGACUAGGUUGUCUUCCAUCUCACAGACAGUGGCCAUGAAUAUCAGGUGGCUAUCAGGUGCACUCUUUGACCUUUAAUUGUACAUACAGAUGGGAAUUUUUUUUCUUCUUUUUUUAUAAUCAUACAUUGAAAUUGCAAACUCAGCAUGGCCCCCCUGAUUAUCCAUAUGUGGAAUCAAUCAGUGAGUCCCCACAGCAGAUUCACACCCCGUGUAUUGAUUUGAUCAGCACAUUUAGGACAUGACUUUUGUUAGCAUAGGCCAAGCAUCAUUCCUCUUCUCUUUUACUGUUUUUCCAUUUGUAGUGAAAAAAUAAGCAUCAAUUCAUGUGUACUGUUUUAUUGCGUCACUAAGUUCAUUCAACUCUCUUAAAAUUUUAAAAAAUAUAUAAUAAAUUUUAUGAAUUUAAUAUAAUUACAUUUGAAUUUCGUAAGUUUUUUAUUUACAUAACACUAAACGCUCUUUUCAUUGAUAAUUUGUUAGUCAUAUUUAUGAAAAU